ACCAUCAGAACGUGUUACCAUGGAAACACCUUGUCUCAGACAACUGAGCUCGACUUAGCAGAGUUGUUUGAUGUAGUUUUUUGGUAUUAAAUCAGCAAUGGAGACGCCUGAUAAGACGGAAGAGGCUGUUGUAAGCAUAAACAUUUCCGUAAAGCAGGGACAGAACGUGCAUGGACGGAAGGCAGGCAGUUUUCAGAGCUUUCUGCAGGCUGCAUUCAAUGGAGAGGUUCUGGGAGAGUCGGAGAAGAAGCCAGGCGACCCUGAAGGGCAUCCAGUGGACUACAAUUUUACUUUCCUCCUACAACUCCCGAAUGACGCUCGGACUCGGAGCGACGUUGCCCAAAAACCAGUCAUGAUCACAGUUCUGGAGCUCCUUCCUGAGGAGAAGAAGUCUAAGAUAAAUACUGUGGCGCUGGGUCAAGCAGCAUUAGGACUGAUGCCACUUCUGCAAGGUCAGAGCAGUUUCUCCUCCAUUCUUCCGGUCAAUCCAGUGAACAGCUCCUCUGUCAGAGACUCCCAGCUGGGCUUCAGUCACAAGCAGCCGAGCCUGGACGUAUGUGUGAGUGUAGCUGAUCCACUGCUAUCCGAGGAUGAACUGUCUUCCUCCAAUUUCCUGAAAAUAACUUUGGAUGCAGUCUAUUCUGUCCCUGAGUCCUGGGUUCCUGUUCCCACUCCUGUCACAUAUGCUGCUGCUCUGGAAGUCCCUCUCACUGCAGAGCAAGAUCAAGUGGUGAUGUUCUCUGAAGGGCAACUCAAACCAGGAGGAGACGACGAUAAAAAGAAACUGAUGAACCAUCAGAGUGUGUCUAAAAGCUACCUCCAGCAUGAUGUCCAGUUAGAGCAACCAGAAAAAGAUGAAGAACCAACCAGUAAAGAGGAUCAAGUGUUUUGCCAUGAGGCUGAAAGCACAAAGAGCAGAGUGAGCUGGGACUCUGAGAUCUGCUGCUUUCUGGAUGCAGGAGGAGCGUCCAGGCUACAACAGAAGAUUAUUGAGAGCAGACUGUGGCCAGUGGAAGUCAUGAGGUCAACUUCUCCAUUAGCAAAGCUGGGGAGUGACAACUCAGAAAUACCUUUCCAUGGCGUGGCUUAUGUGGACUUCGGACCGCUGCUGUAUCCUGGAGUCAGUAGUAUCAGAGGAGCAUACGCCAUUCAGGCCUUCUCUGAAGCUGAGCUGCUAAAUCAGGCCAAGAGGAGUGUAAGUGUGUUGAAGGAGCAAGCUAAAGCAGCAGCCAAUCAGGCCAGAUCCCGUGCCAACUCGGCUGCUGGAACACAAAAAAGAACUGGGAAGAACUUUGAUGGGAACUACAUAGCAGCCAAGGAUCCCAAAGAGCCCGCCAAAAAGCAACCUUCGGGCAGCAACAGAAUGGCACCAAAUGACACUGCCACCAGUCUGGCUGAGAAUGAACCACAACUCAACGUGGAAGCAAAUAUGUACUUGGAGGCCAAAUCCUUCAUUGUCAUUAAAAUAGCCUUGGACAAACCACUGGUGGCACAAAUAUCUCCAGAAGAAGUGGCCAGAAGGUUGAAGGCACUAAUCCCUCCCAGACCUCUGCCACCAGAGGGUCCAAACAGAGCAGAAAAAGCAGUUCUAGAAUUCCAUAAACAAGUUGGUGAUGCAGUAGAUGUGAUAUCCCAGCAGUAUAACGAACUGUUCGGAGCGUCUCGUGAGCUGCCACAAAACGAAAGCCAGGAACAAAUGUUGAAGCAGCUGAUGGGAGCUCUCAAUGUUUCUGGAAGAUACUUUUCCUUCCAUGAGAAGUUCAAGCAUGCCAUUGUAAGGAUUGUUCGAGAUAAGUUGCGGCAGACAGAUACUUUCAGUGACCCUCAGGAGUCACAAGAAUUUGUCAGCCAGCUUUAUGUUUACUUGGUGGAUGAGACGCGUGUAGCUCUUAGCAAAAUUUAUUGCAGUGAUGUUGUUGAGGACUGCCCUGAGGAAAUCUCCUUACAUUCUUCCCAGCUCCUACAUUUUGCCAAAGAAGCACAACUAACUGGGAAUUAUCAAUUGGCUGCUCAGUAUUAUGAAGAGCUCGUGGUAAGGCACACCCACGAUGCGUCCUAUAAGUUUGGGUGGGGUAGUCUGUUCAUGCUGACCAAAGACUACAUAAAGGCAAAAGAAUGUUUCUAUGAUGCCGUAGCAACCAACCAAGCGCACCAACCCAGCUUGAUGAUGUUGGGAGUCUUGGCUUUGAUGUUUGAGCGUUACACAGAAGCCCAGACCUUCCUGGAACGAGCCGCCACCACUGAUCCGCCAAGUGUACCCGCAUGGACGCUGUUAGGUUUGCUCCAUGAGAGCCAGAAUGAACCGAUCCUGGGAGAGUGGGCUUUUAUUGAGGCCAAAAAGCUGCUGAGAGGAGAUGAAGCAAAGAGCAAAGGACCCAAAGAAAGAGAAAAAGACACAGAGGAGCAAAACAAGACAGAAACAGAUCAGCAGGGGGAAAAGGGGGCUGUGCCCUUGCAGCCUGCUACUGUGGAAGCCGCAGAGACUUUAGACCUGCAGGACUCAGAGGGCUGGGAUGAGCCUCCAGCUCAGCUUGACAGCAAAUCUGCCCCCAGAAAACUCCUAUCUACAAUUUAUACACAAACAGUUCAGUUCCUGCUGGAAAACAAUGCCCCACAGAUGGCAGAGCAUGCUCUAUCGCAGGAACUUCUGUGCUCUGAAGGCGGCCGUAGUUUGUCCUACCUUGUUCUGUUGGCCAAGCUGCAGCUGCUCAAAGGUGACUACAGCAGUGCUGCUGACAGCCUCAAGGAAGCACUGUUGCUCACAAAUGAGGAUGCGGAUGUUUGGGCUCUCAAAGGUCACUGUCACUACCUGCAAGGUGCAUUCACUGAGGCAAUGGAGAGCUAUGAGUGGAGCCUCAACAUUAUCAAGAACCCGUCAGACUCUCACAUUGUUCUGCUGCGCCUGGGAUCCAUCUAUCUCCUGGAGGGGAAGUUCCAGCAGGCCAAAGUGACCUACCUGCAGGCUUGUGAGCAGUCACCAUCGUGCCUCACCUGGCUGGGUCUGGGCACCGCCUGUUACCACUUGCAGGAGCUUAAAGAAGCAGAGGAAGCUUUGACUGAGGCCAACCACUUGAACACAGAGAAUGCAGAAGUGUGGGCUUACCUGUCUCUGAUCUGCCUUAAGUCUGCCCGGCAACAGGAAGCUAAACUGUUUUAUAAAUAUGCAGUGAGGUUCAACUUGCAGAACGACUCGCUCCUUGAGGAGAUCCGUCAGCUGAUGAACCAGCUUCAUCUCAGUCAAGUGGACUCAUGCUUUGGAACAAACAUUAAAAUAGAUGUUUAAAGAGGACUUCUUUGGUAAUGUGGAAACGAACCAGAUCUCAAAGAACAGUUUAUUACAUUCAAGUUACACAGACAGCUCAGAAGUACAUUAAGACAUAAAGUUUAAAUGAAAACUUGGUCAUUAUCAAAUAUACAAAUAAACUGAGAGCAACACAAA
This is a messenger RNA of Oryzias melastigma (Indian medaka), 3439 nucleotides long. RefSeq names its product cilia and flagella associated protein 70 (gene cfap70). The transcript is spliced from 26 exons. The record is from RefSeq and is a predicted model, not a curated record. NCBI's taxonomy places the organism in Eukaryota, Metazoa, Chordata, Actinopteri, Beloniformes, Adrianichthyidae. Gene Ontology annotation, molecular function: protein binding. Gene Ontology annotation, biological process: cilium assembly; cilium movement. The coding region runs from base 98 to 3283 and encodes 1061 amino acids. Gene Ontology annotation, cellular component: motile cilium; extracellular exosome.